AAAGUCCUGCAUCCACUUGGAGCGCGUGGCUGUCAUAGAGGCGGCGUAUUGCUGCACCGCGUGGGUACUGUGCGGAGGUCGGAGGUCGCCGAAAGCCUGACGUCUGUGUAGAACCUGAGACGCGAGCUAUGGUGAGGAGAUCGCAGCGGCGAGGAGCGGCUAAGUGGGCCGCUCUGCGAUCCAAGGCAGGUCGCGGUCCAGUGGAGGAAAAUGAAGACGAUUUAGAAUCUCCGCCCUCACCAGGGGACUCCAGUUACUACCAAGAUAAGGUAGAUGACUUCCAUGAGGCCCGAUCUCGGGCCGCAUUGGCUAAGGGCUGGAGCGAAGUAGAGAGUGGGGACGAGGAGGAGGAUGGCGAUGAGGAGGAGGAGGUGCUUGCUUUAGAUGUUGCUGAUGAGGACGACGAAGAUGGAGAGAGUGCAGGGGAUGAGGAGGAGGAAGAGGAGGAUGGUGGAAGCUCCGUGGAGAGUGAGGCUGAGGCCUCGGUGGAUCCCAGCUUGUCGUGGGGUCAGAGGAAAAAAGUUUACUAUGACACGGACUAUGGGUCCAAGUCCCGAGGCCGGCGGAGCCAACAAGAAGUAGAAGAAGAGGAAAGAGAGGAGGAGGAGGAGGCACAGCUCAUUCAGCGGCGCUUAGCCCAGACCCUGCAGGAGGACGAUUUUGGAGUCACCUGGGUGACUGCCUUUGCAAAACCAGCACCUCAAGUAAAUGAGGCUGAGACACGCGUCGUGAAGGAUUUGGCGAAAAUUUCAGUGAAAGAGAAGCUGAAGAUGCUGCGGAAGGAAUCACCAGAGCUCUUGGAGCUGAUAGAUGACCUGAAAGUUAAGUUGACAGAGAUGAAGGAUGAACUGGAGCCAUUGCUCCAGUUGGUGGAGCAAAGAGUCAUUCCACCUGGAAAAGGAAGCCAGUACCUGAGGACCAAGUACAACCUCUACUUGAACUACUGCUCCAACAUCAGUUUUUAUUUGAUCCUGAAAGCUCGGAGAGUUCCUGCACAUGGACAUCCUGUCAUAGAAAGGCUUGUUACCUAUCGAAAUUUGAUCAACAAGCUGUCAGUUGUGGAUGAGAAGCUGUCCUCUGAGAUUCGUCAUCUACUCACACUUAAAGAUGGUGCUGGAAAGAAAGAACUGACCCUAAAAGUAAAAUCCACGAAGGCUAAGCCAAAAUCUGUUUCAGAGACUUCAGCUGCUGCUGUUACAGACCUUUCUGAUGAUUCUGAUUUUGAUGAAGAAGCUGCACUGAAAUACUAUAAAGAAAUAGAAGACAGGCAAAAAUUGAAGAGAAAGAAAGAAGAAAAUAGUACUGAAGAACAAGCUCUUGAAGAUCAAAAUGCAAAGAGAGCCAUUACUUACCAGAUUGCUAAAAACAGGGGACUUACCCCUAGGAGAAAGAAGAUUGAUCGUAAUCCCAGAGUGAAACACCGGGAGAAGUUCAGAAGAGCCAAAAUCCGAAGAAGAGGCCAGGUUCGGGAAGUUCGUAGAGAAGAGCAACGUUAUAGUGGUGAACUGUCUGGUAUUCGUGCUGGAGUUAAAAAGAGCAUUAAGCUUAAGUAAAGUUUUUGCUUGGCUUAAGUUUUUUGGUAAUAUUUUUAGAACAAUAAAUUUUUUUUAUUUUUAA
This is a messenger RNA of Sus scrofa (pig), 1617 nucleotides long. RefSeq names its product UTP3 small subunit processome component (gene UTP3). The record is from RefSeq and is marked provisional. Gene Ontology annotation, biological process: maturation of SSU-rRNA from tricistronic rRNA transcript (SSU-rRNA, 5.8S rRNA, LSU-rRNA). Gene Ontology annotation, cellular component: nucleolus; small-subunit processome. NCBI's taxonomy places the organism in Eukaryota, Metazoa, Chordata, Mammalia, Artiodactyla, Suidae.